UCUUGCCCUCGAGUCAUUUCGUGUCUUCGCUUGGCGCUAUGGACACCGCAGAAAUCUUAUUACAACAGUCAGUGGUUUAUGAGAAGUCUUCAAAGGGGACCAAGAUGCCGCCCUCGGAGAACUCGGCCGCCCUCCCCUCCGCGCCGCCAGCCACUCCCCCCCUGCAGAAGGCGCGGCAGGAGGACGAAGAGGAAAGAGCCCAACGAAAGGAGCUGCUACGGAAUGGCUUAUGGGCGACGGUCAUCUCCAUCGGCAGCCAUUUCUACGGCGACAUGACGGUGGCCAGAGCGCUCCCCAAGGACCCGCGACAGAACGCAUGGCUGCUCAUGUCCUCUCCCCUGCCGAGCCUCGCCCUCUGCCUCGUCUUCAUCGCCUCCGUCACCUACGUGGGGCCUAAACUCAUGGCCGGUCGAAAACCCUUCUCGAAUCUUCGGUCCGUCAUGAUGGCUUACAACGCUUUCCAGGUCGUCUUUUCGGCUUACAUUUUCUAUGAGGCUGGCAUGGGCGGCUGGUUCGGCUCCUACUCGUUCAUCUGCCAGACCUGCGACUUUUCAGAAGAACCGCAGGCUGUCAGGACCCUGCAUGCCGGUUAUUGGUACCUGUUCUCGAAGUUCAUCGAUUUCAUUGACACGAUUUUCUUCGUCCUGCACAAGAAGUACGAACACAUCUCGCUUCUCCACGUGAGUCACCAUUCCCUUAUGCCCAUCAGCCUGUGGUAUGGCAUUAGAUACCAGCCUGGCGGCCAUGCAACUCUCGGAGGGUUCCUGAAUUCCUUCGUCCACGUCGUCAUGUACGGUUACUACCUCCUGGCCGCCAUGGGCCCCAAAGUCAGGCCCUUCUUGUGGUGGAAGAAGUACUUGACGACGCUGCAGAUGGUGCAGUUCACCGUCGUCUUUCUGCACAGUAUAAGUUUGGCUUUCAUCGAGUGCGAGGUUCCGUCCGUGCUGGUGAGCUGGACGGCGGGUGUGGCUGCCUUGUUCUUCGUCCUUUUCGGAGACUUCUACAUCAAGGCCUACAGGAAGAAGGACAAGAAAGCGGUUAAAAGCGAUGCCUCUAUUUCGCUCAAAAACGGCCACGCAAAUGGAGUGUCCAACGGCGUGCCUGGCGGUGCUGUAGCCAAGGACAACAACGGCGUGCCUGGCGGUGCUCUGGCCAAGGACAACAACGGCGUGCCAAAAGUACCUGUCGACGGAACGGCAGUCUCGGUCAUGGCAUACGAGGGCAUGACAGUGAGGAAUCGAGGGGAAAUUUGAUUUUCGCUCGUUUCAAAAUGCAUGAAUCCAAAUCAUAUCUACCUAUAUUUUUUUGUACGGAAUCUUGCCAUUGACUGCAGCCCUUGCUUGCUCUGCAUCCUCAUUCUUUUGCCGUUGUUUUUACAUAUUAACGAGACCGUUUUGUUAAUAUCCAGGUGUGCACCAUUAUUUUGUCUCCAUCAACUGAUAUAAACCACAGUAUUUCAAAAGAAAAUCUUUAGAAAUUCAUAAUGACAUAAAUUAUAACGAUUCCCCCCCCCCCAAAAAAAAAAAAAAAAAAAACUUAUCUUUUAGAAAACCAGUAAACAGCAUAUCCUUUUUAUUUUUCACUCUCAUGAUCAAGGAAAAAACGCUUUCCUUGUACUUAGAAAUCUCCCCUAUUCACUCUACAAUCAACCAAUGUAUCAUAUAUCAUAUAUUAUAUUAUAUAUCACACGGUACUGUUCUAUAUCGCAAGGUGAAGGCACAUUUGGACAGAGGGCAUUAAGCUGUCUUUUUGAUUCACUUUUUUUGUACUGUUUUGUUUUCAGUCAUUUUGUACAGAGCCUUUUGACGUUCAGAAUCACUGGCCAGUCGCUUCCCCGACUGACAGGCUGAGGUCUCUUGAAUUUCAGGAUUUUUUCAGCAAAAUGUAAACUUAAGCUGGAUAUACAAGUCACUGUCCGCUAAUUUACGAUUGCAGCGCGCGAGUAAACUCCUUUUAAA
Messenger RNA from Penaeus chinensis, 1958 nucleotides. RefSeq names its product elongation of very long chain fatty acids protein-like. NCBI's taxonomy places the organism in Eukaryota, Metazoa, Arthropoda, Malacostraca, Decapoda, Penaeidae. The transcript is spliced from 9 exons. Bases 39 to 1253 code for a protein of 404 amino acids. The record is from RefSeq and is a predicted model, not a curated record. Gene Ontology annotation, biological process: sphingolipid biosynthetic process; fatty acid elongation, polyunsaturated fatty acid; very long-chain fatty acid biosynthetic process. Gene Ontology annotation, cellular component: endoplasmic reticulum membrane. Gene Ontology annotation, molecular function: fatty acid elongase activity.